Molecule: messenger RNA, 1422 nt
Organism: Penicillium paradoxum
Lineage: Eukaryota; Fungi; Ascomycota; Eurotiomycetes; Eurotiales; Aspergillaceae
Exons: 1
Coding region: 1-1422 (473 amino acids)
Source: RefSeq, a predicted model, not a curated record
AUGGCCAAAAAAAUAGCCACACGCCUGAUACUUAUUGCAGGGCUAUUGUCCGCGGUGAUUCUCGUCGCCAAAUUCCAAUCCUACCAUCUCGACCUGCAAUCGAGAUCUCUCUUUACGGACCAUUCCUCGGCUGGUCCAUAUCGGCAAUCACACAUUGAUGCCGGACAAUCUGACACGGCUUGUUCGGGCGCUCAUGACAGCCACUGUCGGGAUGGACAAGUUACAGACGAGGACCGGAGAAAUCCUGCAGUCGACAAAGACAUGUCUCGGACACACCAUAUGAUCUACUCAGUAUCAAGCCUUGAUCAAAAGUAUUUUAGGAUCGACUUUGGAAGCAGAUCCUCCUUGAAUCCCAGUAUAAUCCCCCACCCUGAGCUGCCUGACACCUGGAUCAUCACCGCACAAGCACAACAUCGUAAACCCGUUCCUGGUCGAACUGCCUCAGUCUGGUACGCUGAGCUCGUCUGCAAUGCCGCAUUUUCGGACGACAAGCGAGUCUUGAGCUGUCUGGAGCCACCGCUGCAAUUGCCCAUCCCAGCGACCUUUGGUGACUCCAGCAAGUGUCACGGCGACCUUUCGUUCUUUAGUCUCAGCAUUGGGCCCCACGAUGCAAGAGUAUUCUACGGGCCGGAGAUUCCGUAUACCAUCUACGGCUCCAAUUCGUUCUUUACAUGCUUCGGACAAUGGAUAUCUGACUUUCGAAUCCUGGUGGAUUGGGGAAUAGACACUAUAGCUGAGCACGAAUUCCGGCAGUAUCGUGAGCUUCAACGUCCGAUGCCAUGGAAUCCUAUUGAGAAGAAUUGGUUCAUCUUCUGGGAUGAUUUGGGACAAAUGUUCCUCCACUAUGAAAUUGCGCCGGCACGUGUGUUUUCGAAACUCGAGCUAGAUGGCUCUGUUGGGCCAAAUCUGGCGCUGACAUCCGCUGCUUCUGACCAAAAAUGCCUCAGGCGAUUCUUACCUGAGACGGGAAAGAUUCAUCAAGCGACCAACUCGCUAGCUAUCACUCUAUGUGGACGAUCAGACCAAUUUUGCCAACCUGAUGCAACCAAUACCUUUGUGCUCUUCAUCAUCCAACAAAAGACCGCGCUCGGUCUUCGCCUCGUCUAUGAGCCCUAUGUGGUGCUGAUGCGGCGUUCGGCACCAUUUGAGAUCUAUGCGGUCUCGUCGAAACCACUCUGGGUCUUCGGUCGCAGCACUAAAGUAGAGAAUUCAGACAAAGAUGCUCCCACCGCAUCGCUGGAAGACAUCCCCGAGAUGCUCUACAUGACUAGCAUCAGUUGGAAAAACCAUGGCCAAAAGUACCAUGGGUUCAUCGAUGACACACUGUUCUUAGCUUUUGGCCGGGAGGAUUCAGACGUUGGGGGCAUCGACGUCACGGCGGGGGAUCUUCUAGCAGAGCUGGGUGUGUGCGCAGGAUUCUGA